Molecule: messenger RNA, 2670 nt
Organism: Pristis pectinata (smalltooth sawfish)
Lineage: Eukaryota; Metazoa; Chordata; Chondrichthyes; Rhinopristiformes; Pristidae
Product: keratinocyte-associated protein 3-like
Exons: 6
Coding region: 247-909 (220 amino acids)
Source: RefSeq, a predicted model, not a curated record
CCUGGCCUUCAGGAGAGGAGAUAACGGGGCUGAUCAGUCAUAAUACUCUGUGUACUGAUUAAACAUGAUCCCAACCAUUCUUAAUUUGGCAGUUCUUCUUUACAGCCAACACGGAAGAGGUUAAUGCAGUGUGGGAGUGGCUUGGCCGCACUCGCUCGACUUCAGUGUGGCUUCUAAACUGCAUGGAGUUGUUAUUGCUCAUUGAAGGGAUCGAUGGACACGAAACACCAUAUCUUGUGAGUUAAGAUGUGCAGAAGAGAUAAUCCAUUGGAUAAAAAGCAGCUGAUGAAAAUAGGAAUUGCUUUAAUUAUAACCGGGCAUUUGAACUUCAUACUAGGAGCGAUUGUCCAUGGAACAGUCCUGCGAUACGUCACCUUGCCGGGGAAUGGCAUGUCUGUUGAGUAUUCUGUAGCCAACAUUUUUGCUGCACUCUCAGGAAUACUGACAAUUUGUACUGGAAUUGCAGUGAUUGUGUUAUCUGGGAACAUGCCUCAAAUAAUCCUGCAGUACAUUGUGUUUACAAGUAGUAUGUUCAAUUCACUCAUCGCCAUAGCCUGCGUGCUGGGUUUGGGUGCCUCUGUGGUGGUGACCAUUGCAAAUGGUGGACGAACGUUACUUGCAGUCUGUCAUCUCAGUUCCACUAAGGACGUUGUACAAGUAACAAAUGAAUGUCCGUUUGACCCAACAAGGAUUUUUGAUACCACACUUGCAAUGUGGAUUCCAUGUCUGAUACUGACUGGUCUGGAGGCUUUCCUAUCUAUUAGAUGUUUUUUUAUGUCAAUGAACUCCUUAAGAGGCAAAAAGCAGCAGCGACGUAAACAGGUCAUUCAAAAACCUUUAGAGGAAAUUCAAGAAGUGGAUGAAAACGAUGAACUUUUGGAAGGCACUGUAGUGAAGUUCUGGGUGUGACUACAGUCUACCUUAGUGACUAAUAAACAGCUGUGGAAAGAAAAGUGCACAGUCUUGAAAUAAAAGGCAAUUACAGGAAGGCGGGGAUUUUCAGGCACUGAUGCUUUCUGUGAUGAAGACUGGACUUUUUUUUUGUGUAGACUCUAAACAAUCAAAAAACCAUUGCAAAGAUUUCACUGGAACACUGUCAAGUAUUUUUGGAUCACAUUUUAGGUUUCAUGUCAUUUAAACUAUGUAUUCAUGAAAGAUUAUUCACUUUGAUGUAGCAAGUUGUUCCAAUCUUAGAGGCCCUGGCUGAAAAGCUGGAGGAUAUAUAUUCAGUAAUAACUUAAAAUGCAGUUGGACACAUCCUUGAAAACAAUUUGCAGUGUUAUGGGGAAUGAGCAGGUCAGAGGGAUGUUAUCGAAUAGCUCUUUCAAAGAGCCAGCACAGGAAUGAUGGACUGAGUGAUCUCCUUCCAUUCUGUAUUGUUCUAAUAUCCAGGAUAUACACCUUACAGAGCCCAACAGAUUGUAAAGUUUUACAGGGAUGAAUUUAACCACAGUAGAGCUUACAAUCAAUACAUUGGGUCUCACGCCAAGGAAAUACUGAACACAAGGUUGAUGUGCAAUGUUACCAAGCAAAUUACUGUUUUGUAUAAUGACCGGCUAAAAGGCUCAGUAACCAUUCUCAAUGGUAAAGAAUAUGCUGGUGACUUCACAUUUAAACAACAUGAUGUUCAUGAGCAAAAGUGGAAACUAAAUUGGUCACAUUAAAUUCAUCAAAUGUUUUUUUUAAAUUGUUUGCUAAACUACAUCUUAUGAUUUUUUUUUUGCUUUUUUAUGAUAAAAUGCUGACCAUCCCAGUCUUUACUAAUAAUUUCAUGGAUGUAAAGUCUCAUUUAACCAAUUUCUCUCUGAAGGGAGAACUUAUUCUGAGAAGCACUUCUUUUGGAAAUGGAGAGUAUUGAAGUGCCCACCGUCAAUAGGAACUGGUCUUGGUUCUAAAUGCUUCAACGAAUGGAAGCAGAGAAACCAAUACCAAAGUAAAACUAAUACCCACAUCUUCUUAGGAUUUGCUGUUCAGGGCAAUGUUAAUGAUUCAGCAGCCUGAAAGGCUAAUAGGUGAAACAGAAUUUGGAUAUAAAUAUGUUAAUGUAUUAAAGUUUAUUGAAGUUCCUAUUGGGGGUGAAAAGGGCUAAUGUGUCUGCCCAGUCUCAGUAAUUAUUUUUUUUAUAUAAACGUUUGUACUAUUGACUUUACUUUCAGAUGCAGAUUCAGGAAUUUUGCAAUAUUUGGAUUUUAAAAAUGAUUUAUAACAGAGUUGAUUUUAUUAAAUUUAUCUGAAUAAAUGCAACAGCAAAUAUUUCCAACCUUUAACUUUUAGUUGCUUUCUGCAUUUUUUGCACAUUGAUGUAAUAUGUAUAUUAUUUGUAAUUUAAUUUUUUUUAUAUAUUAAGUCUUGCUAGUAACUUUACAGAAGAUCUCCAUGUAAUAGGGAGGAAAAUUAUCAGAGAUUAUUUGCUCAGCUGGAAAGAAUUAUUUUAUUAGAUUUGAUCCUUGCUGACAAAGGCCAAUAUUUACUGCCAGUCACCAGUUGUCCUUGUGCAGAGCUCCCACAAACGGCUGCAGUCCAUCCAUUGGAGGUACUCUAUAGGUGAGGAGGUUCAGAAUUGUUGUGAGCUGACCAUCCAGUCAGCUUGCUCCACUGAAUGGUCACCUCACUACACUUGACGGUCAGAUCAUCUCACUGGAAAGUCAGCUCCCUCCACUGCUCCCUUAA